This is a messenger RNA of Tigriopus californicus, 1720 nucleotides long. Its product is annotated as protein piccolo-like. Gene Ontology annotation, molecular function: DNA binding. NCBI's taxonomy places the organism in Eukaryota, Metazoa, Arthropoda, Copepoda, Harpacticoida, Harpacticidae. The transcript has a single exon. The record is from RefSeq and is a predicted model, not a curated record. The coding region runs from base 470 to 1678 and encodes 402 amino acids.
UCCACGGACAAAGUUCAAUCGACGCCUUUGUGAGUUGAGGUCUACAUAGUGGUACUUCGUAGAUAUAAAUUGAGAGGAGGAACGUUCCAUCCAUGCAUUGAGCGCGGAAGGAUGAGGCGUUUGAGGUGGAAAAGUUUCACGCUUGUAUGAAAGCGCGGCCUUACCCACUCUCGCCACUGAAGACGAGGUAUUCCAUCUCCCUGGAAACGGAAAGAGAACGAACGAACGAACGAACGAACGAACUAAUACUACGUGGGGCGAACUAACGAGAACCGGAGAGCGAGAGCGAGAAGUGGAGCCAAGGGACAGGAGAAUUGAGGCUUUUCGUAAGGCCAUCACUUUCACGGCAGAAGGACGGACAUUGAGAGUCUCAAGAUCAGGAGUGUUCAAGUCGCCGAAGUGGAGCAGAUCCAUUGGAGUGUCAAAGAGAAUUAGCCUCCAAAACUAGCUAUCAAAAAGACCGACCCCCAUGGAACAAUCCUCUUCCGAGCCAUCUCAGAUGAGUCCCAAAACAGCUUCACCCAUGGACCUGUCUGAAGGCCAAGAUUUGAAUCGGAGUGGCAGUUGGAAGAAGUUCAAAAAGCAAGUCAAACAGACUGUUCAAGGAUGGGUAGGUGGCGGCUCAGGGGAGUCUUCCAUGCCAAAUCCGGGCUUGCCGAGUGCAGUGUUUCCUUCCAAGGAGGUGAAGAAGGCCUCCAUUGAUGUCAACAGUGUCCUCAACGAGUCCAAUUGCUACAACUACGCCCCACUCAACCCAGAAGAUCUGUUUCCCAAGGAAUCCGACGCGCUCGCCGAUGUUCCAAUGAUUGUGGUGACCCAAGACGCUCAUGCACCCGUGCGCCCCGCCCGAAGAGGCUCGUCCAUGAAGAGCAGUCCAGUCAUAACCAAGCCGCCCACCUCAACCCCUCCUAUAGAUAUGGUAUCGCCCAAAGAGCCCUCAGUCAGAACCAAUGAGGUGGGUUGGGCGCACACCCCUCCGCGACAUUCUUCCCCCAAAGGUCCCUCCUCUCCACCCACGACCACUUUCAGCGCCCCCUCCUUGGCGCCGGUGAUAAACGAGAACAGCACGGUGCCCAACGACCAGGCCAAGUGUGACAUUGCGGUCAUGAAGAUCAAACAGGCCAUCUUCGCGGCCAAGGCCGGCCCGGGCAAUUCCAAGGAUGACUCCGAGCUUCUCAGUCCCAAAUCGAGCGCCUUGGCUGAGCGCCGCUUGAGUGACAGUGCGGCCACCGUCCCACGGUCUACCACGCAUACCCUCGCCAAAGCCCGUCCGUCAGAGCCCACCACCACGCAAGCACCCAGGGACGCGAAUGCCAAUAGUGGCCUUCUCGACCCAUCCAUUCCACAUCCCAGUCUUCUGGUGCGACGGAAGAGCACCUCCGAGACCACGGGUCAGCCCAAAGUGAGCAAGCCAGUGAGUCGAUCGAGUUCCAUGAACCGAGCUGCGUCCAUCAAGAAACAGAAGGCCAAGCCCAUGAUUUGGGAACACUUUGACAGCUUGCCCAACACGACACAAAUGGGCCGGUGCCGGGCAUGCAAGAUGAACGUGUCGUGCAAAUUCAAUACUGGAAAUUUUAUUCGCCAUUUACAGCUGGCACACCAGGAUGUAUACCGACAAUAUCAAAACAAAAUGGAGGCCAACUGGACACGGAGCAUGCUUGAACGUAACUUGAAAUAACACUAUGUACUUGCCAAUAGAUCCCUCAACGAGUCCACCCAA